Chenopodium quinoa (quinoa) is the source of this 1762-nucleotide messenger RNA. RefSeq names its product RHOMBOID-like protein 9, chloroplastic. Bases 223 to 1665 code for a protein of 480 amino acids. Gene Ontology annotation, molecular function: serine-type endopeptidase activity. Lineage: Eukaryota; Viridiplantae; Streptophyta; Magnoliopsida; Caryophyllales; Amaranthaceae. Gene Ontology annotation, cellular component: membrane. The record is from RefSeq and is a predicted model, not a curated record. The transcript has 7 exons.
UUUAGGAAUAUUCUAAGUUACUAUUCUUAGACUGUCCUUUUUUUUUUUGAUAAAAUCUACUGUUUAAUGUUGCACAGCAUAUUUUCAUCUAUGACAAAUCUUUAUUAUUAUUGUUAAAUUAUAUACAUGAAAUUAAAUUAUCCAAUAUGGUUUAAUUUAAAUAUAACCAUGUUCUAAGGUAACCAUUGAUACUUGAUAGUGUGUUCGAGCUUCGAAUGAUAUAUGCAUGCUUUGUCAACGAAGAGGAUGGCUGCACCACUACCUAUGUCCAGGAGAUUCAGUUCAGAGUUCCAUGUUGUUCAAGACGGUUUCAAGUGUUCGUCUUCAGCUUCAACUAUCAACAUUAGUAUGAAAAACAAUAGUCUUUUACCAUAUAAAGAUAACAUCUCGAGUAAAUCGAGGACAAAGUUGAGUAGAAGGUUUAGUUUUUCAACAGAAGAUGAUCUUGGAAAGAGGUGUUUCCAAGCUAGUAGUGCUCAAGGAUCACCCUGCAAGGAUGUUUUAAGUCCUGUUUUUUAUGCCUCAGAGUCCGAUUUCACGGAUAAGCAUAAGAGUUCUUUAGAAUUAUACUUGAAGAAACUUCAGAGCCAAGCUAAACAGGUUUCACAGGAUUAUGACAGUGAUGUUUCCGAUGUGGAUGAUCAAACCAGUCAACUGUCAGCAAGGAAGGAACUUGGACUACUCGAGAAGUAUUUUGAAUCAGUUAAAGAAGAUGGAAAGUCUGAAGAUGGUUUGUCAUCUUUUCCUGACAGAAAUGCAUCAGGCAAGUCUGAUGAAUCUAUGAGCAUGAAUCAGAUAAAAGGCAUGGCAAUACAAGAAUUUGAGAAAAGCAGUAAUAUUGCUAGGAAGGCUGCAUCAUUUCCUAUGUACGACGAAAAAGAGAGUGGCAAUCUAUACCUGAUAAGUACGUUGCUGUCGAUAAAUAUAGCUGUGUUUCUGUUUGAGAUAGCUAGUCCAGUAAAAGGCUCAGACUACAACCUCUAUUCACUGCCCCUGAUGUACGGUGCCAAGGUUAAUGAUUUGAUCAUGGUUGGCCAAUGGUGGAGGCUUGUCACACCAAUGUUUCUGCAUUCAGGACUUUUGCACAUUGCACUUGGGUCAUGGGUGCUUCUUUCUUUCGGACCUCAAGUUUGCAAAAGAUAUGGCUCGUUCACAUUCUUCCUGAUAUUCAUUCUAGGAGGCAUUUCAGGAAACCUCUCAAGCUUCCUUCAUACAUCAGAGGCCACUGUUGGUGGAUCAGGACCAGUUUUUGCUGUCAUUGGAGCUUGGCUCGUUUAUCAAAUGCAAAACAAAGAUGUAAUUGUAAAGGAACUGUCUGAUAGUAUGUUUCAGAAGGCAGUCAUUGCUACAGCUUUUAGCUUUUUUCUCGGAAACUUUGGGCCUGUGGACAACUGGACAAGUCUUGGUGCAGCGGUAUCAGGAAUCAUAUACGGGUACUUAACAUGUCCUGUGGUGCAAGUAGAUGAUGCACCAGCAUCUGCCAUGCAAGAAAGAAAUAGUGGGAUGAAAGAAGAAAUCACACUUAAUAGCACACAAGCAGCUAAACCCUGUAAAUCUUUUCUCAUUUUCACAAUUUUUGUUUCUGCUUUGAGCUCCUUGCUGUUAAUUGCUGAGCUUUCGCUUGAUAAACUGGAAUUUGAAGAGCUUAUCCAGAUUAUCGAGUAAUUUUCUUCCUUUUUCUGUAAGAUAGCACCUAUGCAUAUGUUACCUAUACAGUUCUGUAACAUAAAUAAAAUGUUAGUGUGUUACUUUAUAGAUAUUA